Molecule: messenger RNA, 1581 nt
Organism: Cottoperca gobio
Lineage: Eukaryota; Metazoa; Chordata; Actinopteri; Perciformes; Bovichtidae
Product: transmembrane protein 53-like
Exons: 3
Coding region: 206-1252 (348 amino acids)
Molecular function (GO): serine hydrolase activity
Source: RefSeq, a predicted model, not a curated record
AAAUGGUGGCGGUAAUGCACCAUAUCGUUGUUUGCUAACGUCCAAUCAAAUCCACCAGAACUAAGAAACACGAAGAAGAAGUUUCUACGUCGCCGAGCCGGCAUCACCACCACCACCAGCUGAUCUGAAACGACCCACGACCAAACACAUUUUUCAGGCAAGCAAAGAGCACCAGGGCCGCUCCGGUACUUCCAACCUGCACAGAAUGGGAAAUCUACUGCGCUCCAUCGGUGUCUUUAAGAGUGACGCAACCAUGUCUGAUCGAGUCAUUGGAGGAAGGUUCAUAACCAGGAGGAUCAGCAAGGGCAUAACUUAUUAUCAUGCUCCAUUCUCAGAGGCAGGGGAACAGACAUGUGCUGAAAAGGUCUCUCAAUCUUCCACUGCUCUUUGCCAAAUUGUAUCCCCGUCACCCCCAGCUCUGCCCCUCAGUGACUCCGCCUAUGCAGAUCAUUCCUUCUCUCCACUGCUCUCAGAUUCCCCUUCACACCCACUUGCCCCCUCCCAACACCAAUCACAUUCUGCACCCGCUGCCCGGCCUCUUCUUAUUUUCUUCUCCUGGCUCGGUGCCCAGACAGGGGCAGUGGCCAAGUACAGAGACCUUUACCUGGACCGUGGGAUUGAUGUCCUGCUGGUGCAGAGCAAUGUAAUGCACUUCCUGUGGCCUCGAUGGGGGCUCGACUACGGGUUGGAUGUUUUGAAUGUUCUGGAGGAUCCUCAGUUCUCUGGGAGGGCGGUGCUGGUCCAUGCCUCCUCCAUCGGUGGCUACACGUUCACCCAGACACUCACUCACAUUGCUCAAGGACAGAACAAACAUGCAGACGUGGCCAAGAGGGUGAUCGGGCACAUUUACGACAGCUUGGUGUGUGGCACUCUGGAGCACAUGGCGAUAGGCCUUGGCAAGACUCUGGCGCCACGUUUAGAGACCUUUGUCAAACACAUCGCCAUGUUUUACUUCUGGCUCUUCAAAACCCACACAGCAGACUUCUACAAUAAAGGAGUCCAGGUUUUCCAAAACAACCCAAUUACUGCACCAGCCCUUUUCUUCUACAGUGAAAACGACGCCCUGUGUAACCUGUCUGACUUGGAGACUAUAAUUGACCACUGGAAGAGGAGGGGCCUGACUGUGGAGUGGAGGAAGUGGAAGGAGUCGAAACAUGCAGCCCACAUGCAAUGCCACCGAGAAGACUACAUCUGUACGCUGGAUAAAUUCUUGAACUUGCUGCCUAUUUCAUCCUUCCAAGCAAAUAUGUAAACUGCCGGGGGUAGUUAUGGUUAAGUUUGGCAGAUUUUCUUUUGAACUAUAGGGCAUAAUGUUUUCAAAGACAAUACACUUUGAUUAUUUGAUCUCACAGCUGUAGCAUGAUUAACGGUGUAAUUCAAUACAUAGAUUUUGUGUCUCAACUGUUUGGCUCUGUUGUUGUGAUAUAUGCACUAUGUAAUUAUUGACCAUGUAAACCGCUUUCAUGUGAUGCUUGAUUUGCACAUGAAAUGUUCUUUAAUGAAUUGUUGUUGCACUUUAAUAUCAGGGAUCAGGGUUUUGCACAUUAUGUGAAAUAACAUGAAAUAAAGUUCAUAUGUGAA